Polypterus senegalus (gray bichir) is the source of this 1147-nucleotide messenger RNA. RefSeq names its product GTP-binding nuclear protein Ran. Lineage: Eukaryota; Metazoa; Chordata; Cladistia; Polypteriformes; Polypteridae. The transcript is spliced from 7 exons. Gene Ontology annotation, molecular function: GTP binding; GTPase activity. Gene Ontology annotation, cellular component: nucleus; cytoplasm. The record is from RefSeq and is a predicted model, not a curated record. The coding region runs from base 137 to 787 and encodes 216 amino acids. Gene Ontology annotation, biological process: ribosomal subunit export from nucleus; protein import into nucleus.
GCGAGUUUCCAUAGUGAAGGCAGGUCACGUGAGUGGGGAAGCUGGUCAGGUUAUUUGAACUGCGCUGCAGCCAUUUUAUUCAGCACAGUGAAUCAGAAGCGGCACAGAGUGUUCUGGAAACGGUAAAGCAGUUAAGAUGGCAGCACAGGGAGAACCUCAAGUUCAAUUUAAGCUUGUUCUAGUUGGAGAUGGUGGUACUGGAAAAACUACAUUUGUGAAACGUCACUUGACAGGAGAGUUUGAAAAAAAAUACGUAGCAACUUUGGGAGUUGAAGUUCACCCACUGGUGUUUCAUACAAAUAGAGGACCUAUUAAAUUUAAUGUUUGGGAUACUGCUGGUCAAGAGAAAUUUGGAGGUCUUAGGGAUGGAUAUUAUAUUCAGGCUCAGUGUGCCAUCAUCAUGUUUGAUGUAACAUCAAGAGUAACAUACAAAAAUGUUCCUAACUGGCACAGAGAUUUGGUAAGGGUAUGUGAGAAUAUCCCUAUUGUCUUGUGUGGCAAUAAAGUAGAUAUCAAGGACCGGAAAGUGAAAGCAAAAUCUAUAGUCUUUCACAGAAAGAAGAAUCUUCAGUAUUAUGAUAUUUCAGCUAAAAGUAACUACAACUUUGAGAAGCCAUUCCUGUGGCUGGCCAGGAAGCUGAUUGGUGAUCCUAACCUAGAGUUUGUGGCAAUGCCAGCACUGGCCCCACCAGAAGUUGUAAUGGACCCUGCGCUGGCAGCACAGUAUGAGCAAGAUUUACAGGUUGCUCAGUCCACUGCUCUGCCAGAUGAUGAGGAUGAUCUGUGAGUGACUAUAGCCCAGCAUCAGCAGUCUAGUUUUAUAGGCAGCUGUCUGUGAAAAUUGUGAUGGAGCAGCAGCGUGUCUGCCACUGUAGCUCAACAGAACAUUUAUACAUGUGCUUUAAAUUUCUGGAGAGGAUGAAGAAAGUAUGGAUUUUGGAGUGAAUGCGUUUAAAAAGUUAUUCCUACUACAUUGGAACUGCUUAAUAUAUGGCUAAUAUGACUGCAGAUACUUUCCCAUUUCUCCUUUCAGUUUUGAUCUAAUUUAUAAGCCUUCAGCAGUAAAUUUACAUCAGUGGCACUUUGUUACUCAUUCCCUUUUUUAUUUUUUUCACAUAAUAAAGUUGUGUUCCAGUUUUGAAAGCAA